CACGGAAUAUCUAAGAAUUUUUAACAUACUAUAUAUUUCGUUUACUGUGCAAGUGCAGUACAAGGCUUCACCUGUUUUAGGUGGAGGAUAAUAUUUUAAUUGAUUGUUUCUGGAUCCAGCUACGGAAUAUUCACGAUGGCUUACUAUAAGGGAGCUGCCAGUGAGGGUGGCCGUGCUAUGCAGCUGAUGAAGAAACGCGAGAUAGCUCAGCAGGAAAUUGAAUUCCGUAAAAAGAAAAUAGAGGAAGAUUUAAAAGUCAGUAACAUUGAAAACAAGUUUGCUACUCAUUAUGAUGCCGUGGAGCAGCAGCUCAAGACCUCGACCAUUGGUCUGGUCACGCUUGAUGAGAUGAAACAGAAACAGGAGGACAUAGUCCGAGAACGUGAGAAAAAACUUGCCCAGAAAAAGGAGGAAAAAGACCGUGAGAAACUCAAAGCUUUGGAAGCCAAGCAAGCAGAAAAGGACCGGCAAAGGAAACAAAUUCAAGCACUCUCCUUCAACCCUGAGGAGGACGAAGAAGAAGAAGCGGAUGAAGAACAAGAGAAACCUCUGGAUAUCAAGCCUCGAAAGUGGCAAACCGAGGAAGACGGUGAACCACGAAUUAAGAAAAUUAAGAAAAACCCUGAUGUAGAUACUUCAUUUUUGCCGGAUAGAGAACGUGAGGAAACGGAUAACAAAUUAAGGGAGGAACUCCGCCAGGAAUGGGCCAUGAAACAAGCAACACUUAAAGAUCAGGAGAUUUCCAUCACCUUCAGCUAUUGGGAUGGAUCCGGACAUAGAAAAUGUGUCACAAUGAAGAAGGGUAAUUCAAUUUACCAAUUUUUACAGAAAUGUCUUGAAAUGCUACGUAAAGAGUUCAGUGAACUGAAGACGGUGAUGGCAGAUCAGCUGAUGUACGUAAAGGAAGAUUUGAUCCUUCCUCAUCAUUACACCUUCUACGAUUUCAUCGUCACGAAAGCCCGUGGUAAAAGUGGUCCUUUGUUCAAUUUUGAUGUUAAAGACGACAUUCGUAUGAUAAGCGAUGCCACCGUAGAGAAGGAAGAAUCUCACGCCGGUAAAGUAUUACUGCGAUCGUGGUACGAGAGAAAUAAGCACAUUUUUCCCGCAUCCCGAUGGGAACCGUACGAUCCAACAAAAGUGUACGAUAAAUAUACUAUUAAAGACAAGUGUAAGAAAUAAUUC
Molecule: messenger RNA, 1182 nt
Organism: Ochlerotatus camptorhynchus
Lineage: Eukaryota; Metazoa; Arthropoda; Insecta; Diptera; Culicidae
Product: protein FAM50 homolog
Exons: 3
Coding region: 136-1179 (347 amino acids)
Biological process (GO): chromatin organization
Cellular component (GO): nucleus
Source: RefSeq, a predicted model, not a curated record